AUGGCCUUCAGGCUAGCUUUGAGAGCUCACACGAGCCGAACAUUGUGUAGUAUCACAGCCAGCUCCAGACGGGCAUAUUCAACAGGCAAUGGCUCAAAUUAUUUCACAGUAAACUUGGGCUCUAAACGAAAGGACCUCGCUGCCUUGCUACAAAGCUUGAAGCCACAAAUCAAGUUGUCCAACCCUAGCCGUCAUGACGCAGCAGUUAUUCUGGCCACGCCUGAGUAUGCUCGAUGGUUGGAGGAGGAUGGCUUCAUGGCAGAGUUUGUAAAGCUUCUCUCGGGCUCUGAAAAGAUGGAGCAGUUCCACGUUCUUGGUGCUGUGGUUGACCAUGUCGCUCCGCCUGUUCCGGCGAACAAACCCAUCCAGGGCUUGUCCAUCCUCCGCGGCUCCGUCAGCUCUAUCCUCCCAGAACUCUGGAGUGAAGCUCCUCCAAAGGCAAGGGAGGAUGCGAACAAGGUUGCGGCCUUGACGUUCGACCUCGGCAAUCCCCAUCUCACUGUCCCCUUGACCAAUACCACUUUCCAGAACCACAAGACGUCGACUCUUAUUGCAAGCCGAUACGACCUCUCUCAAGACUCUCCGAAGCUCUUGGAGAAGAUGGAAAAGCACUGGCAGCAGGUGGCUCUCCCACUCAGAGAGCAGCUGCCUUCGAUCAAGGACCUCGGCAUCUGGGCUCCCCUGGUACCCCUGACUCAACCACGUGUGGUGACGGAAAGCUUUGGAAACAUUGUAAGGCGAGUCAAUGUCGACGACGAAUCAGUUCCUGCCUCGAAUGAGCUCGAGCCAGCAGUCGAUGAAUUGCACAGUCGGAAGUCCAACCUGGUUCAGUCACCCAUGGGCAUCUGGGCUGUCAUCACGCCCCCUACGUUUGCUCAAGUGGGAAGCAAUGUUUCUCGCUCUGCUGAUCCAGAUCCGGAGGCGACAUUUGAUGAGAAUCUCAACAUUACAGACUUGGUAGCCUCGACAUCUAGUCAUCUACAUGAACUGUACGGGCAAGGGGGCCGACUGUAUCAGAUCUUGAGCGGUGGUGGUGGCUGGGGCGCAAAGAAGGGCCUGUUGUCACUUGAUCCUCAGCGAACUCACUUUGCUCUGUCUGAAGAGGAGGAAAUGCAGAGGUUCAUCCAGGCUAUGGAUGGUGGCAACUUUGUCCCCGUGGGCUCCAAGAUCCAGUUCUUCGUGUCGACCGAGACUUCAGCGACGGAAGCAUCUGGUACUCCUACCCCUGGGGUAGUAUUCGGCACCGCCAGCAGAGUCCACGACUCGACAGACGCCGAGUCCGAGACUGUCGUCUUGGAUAAUCACUUUGGCGCACUCUCGAACGACGGAAUCUUUGUCACCUCCUCGGACGCUGCCGCCGAGACGACGCCGGGCUACAACAAUGACUGGAAGCUCAACGUACCAAACUCUCGGAUCUUUGUCGGCGACCAAGAGUAG
Molecule: messenger RNA, 1437 nt
Organism: Fusarium keratoplasticum
Lineage: Eukaryota; Fungi; Ascomycota; Sordariomycetes; Hypocreales; Nectriaceae
Exons: 3
Coding region: 1-1437 (478 amino acids)
Source: RefSeq, a predicted model, not a curated record